Molecule: messenger RNA, 3414 nt
Organism: Symbiodinium necroappetens
Lineage: Eukaryota; Dinophyceae; Suessiales; Symbiodiniaceae
Source: the annotation of a GenBank genome assembly
AUGAAAAACAAAAGUCGCACUAGGCAUACUUAUGAAGACGAUGAGGCCUUCAUCCUGGAGCAGGAGGCACUGCAGCGUGACAUUAGGCAGACCUUGGUGAUGGAACGCCCACCUCCUGUGGUGCUGGGCUCUGGGAGAACAAGCCUCCCUGAUAAGUUUGCUGCCACUGCACAUGCCUUGUUCUUGGAAACAGGGUCUUCAGGAAAUUUAGCAGCUCUGGCCUCCGAGGUUGUGUCCUGUACUUCUGAUUUAGGCACAGAAUUCAACAUUGUGCGUGUCAGAGGGGCUCGGGUACGUGACUUGUUACCAUGGCUACCUGAAGAGUCUCAGCGCCAUGAAGAUGAUUGGCCAGAACCGGAACAGUUUGUUCACUUCGAGAAUGCUCUUGCUAUGCCAGGUAUCCUUCACAUUUUGCACAAUGCGGCAAGGCGCAUGUUGGAUGGUUUGCCUGAGUUGAAUGGCGCUGUCAGUUCUUUAGCUACUGUUGCGGAUUUGCUGCGCAAGACACACACUCGGGAGCGACUUUGUCAGCGUUGCUUUGAUACUUCAAUUGUGGGCAGGCAGUUGCGACCCAUGAUAGAAGCUUUUCAAGGCAAGGUUCAUGCUGCAAGGUGGGGAACCAUAGCUUUCGCCACACAGCAAAUGUUGCAAAUUGAGCGCCCUCUGCGCUGGGGUUGGAAUUUGCCUCUGUUCCUCGGAGCUUCUGGGAAUGAUGCCAGCGAACAAAGUGUGAAGGCCAGGGCUGUUGACGAAGCUGUGCAGUCCGACCUUUGGUGGGCUUCUUUAAAAGUGCUUGACCAGUUGCACAAAGCCAUCCGGCACAUGUUCGCAUGGAGCGAAGCGUGUCCAUGCCAUGGAUGUCCUAGCCGAGAUGCGGGUGUUGACAAUGCCUGGGAGCGGGUUUGCGCAGCAUGCCCCAUGAGAGGCAGGAGGGCCCCUGAGAUUGCUUGUGGAGAUUUUGUGCACGAGUUGCGGGCACAACUUGACACAUCAGCCGCAGAAGUCUUGUUGAACAUGCCUGCGAAUUUGGGCCGUGAGAAGCAAGCACUCUUGCUAGGUGAAUUUGAAAAGGGCAGGGCUUCCUUAAUUUUCAAUAUAGCUUUGAAAGUUAGUGCAGUAAGUGUUCCGCCCCUUCUUUUGUUUGGAGUGGCCCACCUGGAUGAACAGAAGGCUCGUGAAGCUCUUCGGUCAUGCCUUGCUUCAGACAAUGUUGAAGGCCUGAUGACAGAGCUCAAAUCACAACAUGUCAUUGCAGAGGCCCAAGACUUUCUUCAGGGUGAGAGCCUGUCUGAGCUUCCUUCCAUGAGCAAGUUAGUUGCCAAGUUGCGUUUUGCAUUUUCUGUGGAGCGUGCAAUUGAAGGCGAACAUGCCCAGAUUCACCAUCUGAUUCGCAAAGCUCCCCGCCACACAGUUGCCUAUGUCAGCUUGAAUAGGAGGCUGCCCCAACUUAGGACCAAUCUUGGGGAUCCUAGUUUUUUUGAAGCGUUAAGCAGAACAUUGGAGACCAUGCGAAAUCCGAAGCUGGUUGUUCAAGAGCUUGGCCUAGCACAGCAUCCAGCUUGUGCUGAUGUCACCCACCCUUGGGACCCGAUCUUCGGCAAAAUUGUGUAUCGCUCUGAUCCUGCCACUACACAGGGCCUGAGUCCGCCGGUUGUUGUGAGGCAAUUGCCAGGUGGAGGCCGUCAAGCCAGGCAGGCCCUUCCUUCAGCGCUCUCAGCUGGUGACGGUGAAAGUGAAAGUGCAGGAACAGCUGGAAGUUAUUCUGCCCAGUUGUUACACAUAGCAGCAGUGGAACAUUUCAAAAUCAGACUUGAAGAGUUGUGCUCUGAGAAGGAUGCAGUUUUCAGCGUGCACGUUUCUGAAGCCACGUUGUCUGCGCUGUUGGAUUUGCCAGCUGUGCCUAUGGCAGACGCCACUGCUGGGCCCCAGGCUCCUUUAACAGAUCGCAACACCGGCGAUGGGAGCGGCGGCGGUGAUGGUGCUGCUCUGAUCGCUGCCUCAGAUGACUCAGGUGUUGGGGUCCGGGGUGUUGGUGGUUUUAAUUCUGGUGCUGGGGUACUGGAUAGGCUUCGGGCGAGUGGCAGGCGGUUAGAGGAUGUCUUCAAGGAUGCCUUGGUGCAGUUGCAGAGACCCGGCAGCCCCAAUCUUCCAAAAGUCUUUGCUUUUAAGAUUGUCAGCCUGAACCCAGCUCAAAGUAAACUUCCCUUGACAGAUGCUUUUCAGGCCACAGAUGUUGCUAUCUCCGUUCUCCGGACUGUCCGCAUCGAUGUUACUGAUCGCUCAUGGGUGGUUGAGUCUUCUCCCUUGAGAGUGCAAGCCUCCGUCUGCAGCAGCACAUCAGAGUCCGGUGAUGCCGAAAGUGUUUCUCUGCCCAGCAUUCCCAUUUUGUUUUCGCCAAGCAGUCUUUCGUUUGAAAAUUUGAUGAAAAUUCAUGUUUGGGAGAUCUUGCCCGAAACUGGCCUGGAGCUUCUAAGCACAGGUAGCCGCCUGGCAGGUGUCGAAAUACCUAGACAACCUAAGGACAUGUCAGAGCUGCUUGUGAAACUUCAGGGAUCAGGCGCUGAGGGCUUCAGUCUGGAGGAAGGUGCUUCUGCUGCACAGCGGGAGUGCUUUGAAUUCUUGUGUGAGGUUGGUCUUGCAACUGCUGUGCAGGGCAGUCAUGGCAAGUAUGCGUUGUCAGAAGAUGCUAAAGACCAUUUGGUUGUGACCAGAACGUUGGUUAGCCCAUGUCACUUAUUCCAAGUCCGAGACAUUCCCUAUGCCGACAUGGAUCUCUAUGAGCUGGUUCGGAGUUUGGAAGACAAGGGCUUCAAGUGCUGCGUCUGUAGCAGUUCUGACAGGAAAGCCAUCCGGCAACAAUCUUACACAUCUGGUGUAGAUGAUAAAGUCUGGUGGGUCGAAGCCGGCAAGCCUCCAUCCAAGCUUUAUUUGGUUAGUUUACUUCAUGCCGAAUCACAUAUGCAGGCUGUUCCUGCCCUUGCUGAUUCAGCCACCGCGCAGAAGAUCUUGGAAGGUCAUGGGUUUGUAGAGAAAAAGCCUGUGCCCAAGCCAUCGGUACGAAAACGCCAAGCGAUACAGUGUGAUAUCAAUGAAGAUGAUUGGGAGGUGCCACAGCCUCCACCGAAGAAGGCACGACGUAAGCCCAAGGCCAAAGCUAAAGCUGCUGCCGUUAGAGCUGUAGCUGAUGCUGAUGCUGAUGAUCAUGUCAUGCCAGCACUGGAGGACACAGAUGCGGUUCUUGCUAGUGGGAUUGGCUCGCCUGUUCGAAGUCCCAGCAAUGAAGGGGGUGUUGACGGCGAUGAGGUUCUUCUGGUGGUGGGCCUACAGGCCGUCCACGUGAAAGGUCGAAGAAGCCGGAGUUCAUUCAUAAGAAAGAUAUGUCUAGAAGUGUUGUGUCCAAAUCUUGCCGCCUGA